Pichia membranifaciens NRRL Y-2026 is the source of this 381-nucleotide messenger RNA. RefSeq lists its product as hypothetical. Bases 1 to 381 code for a protein of 126 amino acids. Lineage: Eukaryota; Fungi; Ascomycota; Pichiomycetes; Pichiales; Pichiaceae. The transcript has a single exon. The record is from RefSeq and is a predicted model, not a curated record.
AUGUGCCCGGGCUUAUCACAGCACGCCAGCACUCUGUCCACGGGCCAUAUACUUAUACUGCACUCCGCAUUGUUAACAUUAGCCGUCGUGCAGCUUUUGCCUGGGCAGGCCGGCAUGGGUACCCCCUCGGGCAGGUCUGGCGGGGAGGGAGGCGGCAACAUUCAGCAAGGUCCUGACUCGUGGCACGCCCAGCGUGGCCUGCACCCAGCCCUAUUGCUAAGUACAGGAGAAAAUGUGCUUGCUUUAUUGCUGUUUGGCGCCGGUACCGAGCUGUCUGGCACCGAGUUGCAAGGAUCGAUUGGAUCUCGGUCGAUGUGGGUGCCUCUGGGCGUGCGGUGCUCCUCUAUCGGGGAAAGCCCCCUUGUGCUGAACUCCCGCUAG